Molecule: messenger RNA, 4216 nt
Organism: Mirounga angustirostris (Northern elephant seal)
Lineage: Eukaryota; Metazoa; Chordata; Mammalia; Carnivora; Phocidae
Gene: FAM222B
Product: family with sequence similarity 222 member B
Exons: 3
Coding region: 199-1887 (562 amino acids)
Source: RefSeq, a predicted model, not a curated record
CGUAGAGGGCCCCGGCACUCCAGGCUGCGCAGGCGCAUGAGCGGCUCCCGGCGAGUCCCGACGGCGGCGGCGGCUACUGAGGGGCCGGGGCGUGGAGCAGCGGUGGCGGCGGCGGGCGGCAACGGAGCAGCCAUGAGGGCCGUGCCCAGUCACCGACAUGUGAGUGACUGCCCCAUGUUGUGUUGAUGCCAGUCUGCCAUGCUCGCCUGUCUGCCAGGGCCAGGUGACCUGUCCUUUCAGCUUCUUUCUCACACGCAGAUGAACACUGGACUUCAGAAAUGGGACACUCCACAGAAAAUGAGAGCUGCUCACUAUCCUACCCCAGCCGAAUUGGACGCGUAUGCUAAGAAGGUCGCAAACAACCCACUGACUAUAAAAAUCUUCCCCAACAGUGUGAAGGUUCCCCAGCGGAAACACGUUCGUCGUACUGUGAACGGCCUCGACACGUCAGCUCAGCGCUACAGCCCCUACCCGACUCAGGCUGCCACCAAGGCAGGCCUGCUUGCCAUUGUCAAAGUGCCAGCCAAAAGCAUACUCAAGGACUUUGACGGCACCCGAGCCCGACUGCUCCCUGAGGCCACCAUGAAUCCCCCAGUGGCGCCCUGUGCUACUGUGGCACCCAGCACUUUAGCCCAGGCCCAGGCCCAGGCUCUGGCCCGCCAGCAGGCCCUGCAGCAUGCACAGACCCUGGCCCAUGCCCCUCCCCAGACGCUGCCGCACCCUCAGGGUAUCCCGCCACCCCAGGCCCUGGCCCACCCUCAGAGCCUCCAGCAGCCUCAGGGCCUGGGCCACCCUCAGCCCAUGGCCCAAACCCAGGGCCUGGUCCACCCUCCGGCCCUAUCUCACCAGGGUCUCCAGCACCCCCCCAAUCCCUUGCUGCAUGGAGGUCGGAAGAUGCCAGACUCAGAUGCCCCCCCGAAUGUGACCGUGUCUACCUCAACUAUCCCCCUUUCGAUGGCGGCCACCCUGCAGCACAGCCAGCCCCCGGACCUGAGCAGCAUCGUGCACCAGAUCAACCAGUUUUGCCAGACGAGGGCAGGCAUCAGCACUACCUCAGUGUGUGAGGGCCAGAUCGCCAACCCCAGCCCCAUUAGUCGCAGUCUGCUCAUCAAUGCAAGCACCCGGGUGUCGACCCACAGCGUCCCUACGCCAAUGCCUUCAUGUGUGGUCAAUCCCAUGGAGCACACCCAUGCGGCCACAGCCGCGUUGCCUGCCGCAGGCCCUGUCAACCUGCCCACGGGCAUCUCUCGAGCCCCCACUGGCUACCCUAGCGACCUCAAGCCAGUCGCCUGGAACCAGCACCAGCUGGCCCACCUACAGCAGAUGUGCAGUGAGGCUGGUGGGACGCCAGCCCCUGGCCUGACAGGCAAGCAUGCAGCAGGACGUGAGUUGGCAGGGCCUGGCUUCGUGGGCAAGGCCCCUGCCUACCCGCAGGAACUCUGCCUGGCACAGUCCUUCCAUCUGAAGCCACCCCUGGAGAAGCCAACCCCAUCCCCACCCGUCAACGGCCUGGCAGCCCCACUGGCCUACCCCAAUGGUCACUACUUCCAACCCCUGUGGAACAACAUUCUGCCCACCCCCAAUAGCGACAGCUCGGGGUCUCAGGACCUCGCCAUGCCGUUCCAUGGUGGGCAGCCCACGGGUGCACCCCUCGACUGUGGGACGGCUGCUGGGGCCCACUACCGAGCAGGGACCGGGGGCGGUCCAGUGGCAAGCCAGAACAGCUUGAUGCAAACGGUGGAUUACCUAAGCGGGGAUUUCCAGCAGGCCUGCUUUCGAGAACAGAGCCUGGCCAUGCUGAGCAAGGCCCACCGAGCCCCUGGCAGUCGAGCCCCUGAGCCCGCAGAUAGUCGAAAUCUUCAUAUUCAGCACCCUGGGUAUAGAUAGGGAGCCCUGGUGCCCUCCACAAGCUACAGAUCGUACGUCACCCUCCUAGGUUUAGACUUACUUUUGAGUAAUUGGAUAGUUUCAAAAUUUCACCGCUCCAAUGUGAUCAUUCUUAUAUGUCUAAGAAAGGGAAUUUGGUGGGAUCUAAUUGGGGACAGCAGGGGAUCCCCUGUGCCCUCAUCUUCCCCUCCACCAUCCCCAGCAACUUCUGGGUUUAUGUGAGGACCUAACCUCAACUCCAGGCUAUUCUCUCUGCUGCCUCUCAGUCCCUUCACCUUGGCCAUUUCCCACCAACCACCUCCCGUCUUUUCUUGCACCUCUGCCUGUUUUCCUUAGGACUGAGGUGUGGGGAAGGGAAGGGCCCUGGGGAAGGUGGCUGUGGUGCCCGGCCCCUCUCCCUGUCUGUCUCUGUCUCUUUGGGACUAAGAAGCCAGACUUCCUAAGUGCUCUGGAAGCUAAUUCCUUACUCACCCAAAGAUCUCAAAGCAUAACAGACCCAGUCUUCACCUCCUCCCACCCCUCUCCAUUCCUCAGGGCUUUGUGGUACACCUACGUUGAUUCUGGGAGCCACUGCACUUGUCCUUGCUACCCUCCUCAAGGGCACCCUGCAGGCACUUGGCCAUAGCCUAAAGGCAUGGGGAGAUCUUUGUAUUGGCAUCUUAUUAGUUCCUGACUGCCCCCUCUUCCAGCCCUGGAGAAAGGUAGUAAGGUAGUGACCAUUGAGCAUACCCAAGAUCCCUUUCUCACUGUUGUCUCUCCUAACUUACCUGCUGCUCCCAUCCCUCGUGCCCUGCCAGAAACCAAGCAAAACAAAACAGGAUCUUGAGGAACUAACUAGGUAAAGGAUGAUCACAUUGGAGUUCGGAAUUAAAAACACCAAAAAAAAGAAAAAAGAAAAAAGAAAAAAAAAAAGUUAAAAUGCAUUUGGUUCUCUCUACACUGGCUAAGAAUAUUGCUCUACACUGUAAGUUUUAAAUGUCCUGUUUCUGUAUGAAUGUAGUGUGGGUUUGAGUAGCAUUGUGUGAGCGGCCCCACAGGUACAUUCACCUUCUCGUCACCUCCUCUUGCAGCCCCUCAGUUUAAUGAAGAAAGAAAGAAAAAAAAAAAACAAAACACAAAGCCUUAAGCUCUUUGAAUUCUUCCUUUACCAAAUGAGCAUGGUUCUAACAGCUGGAGGCGGACCUCCGUGGGAAACGGCCCCUCCUGCCCUUGCCCGCCGCCCUUCACACGCUCAUCCUUCACCCCAUGCUCAGUGUGUCUCAUUCCCAAGUGGCAAAUAGUUGGCUAGAAAUUUAAAACUUUUCUGUAACUUUAAAUUUAGAUCAUGUUUUGUAAUUUUUUGCACCCUUCUGUUAAAGAUACAUAGUUGGGCUCUGACUUUUUUUUUUUUAAACCAAAUUAAGCCCUUACCUUUCGUCUUGUCUCUGGGGAAUGUGAGCUGAUGUUCUUAUUUAAGAUUUGGGGUUUUGUUUACUAUCCACUGUUCUUUAGCCAGAAAUUCUCUAGUGAUCUGAAGCAAUGUGACUGAAGACCAGUUUUUAAAUUAUGUGUUGGCAAGUUGCCUUAUAUUUAAAAAGAGAAAAAAAAAAAAAGAAAAAAUGCCUGAUUGUGUUAUGCCAAAUGAUAGCAACAUGAAGUCCUAAUUUAUUGUUCCUGAUUUCCCUGCUGUCUGUGAACACUGGUACCUCCCUGUCCCUGAGCCCUCGGGGGUACCUGCAGCUUCUGGGCAGGUCCGCCCCCCAAGGCAUUGACCACCGUCUCACCCAGGGCCCCCUUCCUGUUCUCGCUUCUUGGAGUUAUAUUUUAAGAGCACCACUGUCUCCCCUUAUCCCUUGUUUGAUCUCCAAACCAGAUAUUUUUGCCGCAAUUUUUUCCAAUGCCUCUCCCUGAAAGGUGAGCUGCCAUCUUAGGAAAUUGACCAGACACCAACUUGGGGGCUUUAAAUCAAACCUCAAACCCUCAAAUCUCUUCCUGUGUAGGGGUGCAAAUCUCUGAAGCUCUCACUCCCACCCCUAGUCUGCAUGGAAAAUGUACUGUGACCCCCCCCCCAACUGCCCUUGCCUUUGGUGUGAGAUGUUUCCUAGUUCACCCUGAGCCCCUCUCCCCCUCUGCCAGCCAACCCCCAACCAGCAAUAAGGGUCCAAGCCAGGGCCUCGUAUCCACACUCCCUGCCUCCACCCCACACUGCCCCUAGGGAAUACCGGAUUCCGUACGCUGUCCACAUACUGUAGCAUUCAUUCUCCAGCUCCCUCAUCUUCUCACCUGUGGUGGUUUAUGGGUGUGAUGGGGUUUUUAAGAUUAUUAUAAACCAGUAAAAAGAAAAAACUCA